GUUCCCAGUUGGCUGCAGCAUGAGGGGGCUUCUGGUUUUGAGUGUGUUGCUAGGGGCUGUUCUUGGCAAAGAGGACUUUUCGGGGCACCAGGUGCUCCGACUCUCCACUGACGAUGCAGCCCAGGUAGAGAAGGUGAAGGAGCUGGAGGACCUGGAACACCUGCAGCUGGACUUCUGGCGGGGCCCUGCCCAGCCUGGCUCCCCCAUCGACGUCCGAGUGCCCUUCCGCAGCAUCCAGGCCGUCAAAAUCUUCCUGGAGGCCCACGGCAUCGGGUACACGACCAUGAUUGAGGACGUGCAGGCCCUGCUGGACGAGGAGCAGGAGCAGAUGUUCGCCUUCCAGGCCCGGGCCCGCUCCUCGGACACCUUCAACUAUGCCACCUACCAUACCCUGGAGGAGAUCUACGGCUUCAUGGAUAUGCUGGUGGCCGAGCACCCGCAGCUGGUCAGCAAGCUCCAGAUUGGCAACAGCUACGAAGGGCGUCCCAUCUACGUGCUGAAGUUCAGCACUGGGGGAGAAAACCGUCCUGCCAUCUGGAUUGACACAGGCAUCCAUUCCCGGGAGUGGGUCACCCAGGCCAGCGGGGUCUGGUUUGCAAAGAAGAUCACACAGGACUAUGGCCAGGACUCCACUCUCACCGCCAUUCUUGACUCCAUGGAUAUCCUCCUGGAGAUUGUCACCAACCCUGAUGGUUUUGUCUUCACCUACAGCAAGAAUCGCAUGUGGCGCAAGACUCGGUCCCGCACGGCGGGCUCCUCCUGUGUUGGAGUGGACCCCAACCGGAACUGGGAUGCUGGCUUUGGGAUGGCUGGAGCCAGCAGCAACCCAUGCUCGGAGACUUACCAUGGCAAGUUUGCCAAUUCCGAAGUGGAGGUCAAGUCCAUAGUGGACUUUGUGAGGAACCACGGCAACAUCAAGGCCUUCAUCUCCAUCCACAGUUACUCCCAGCUCCUCCUGUAUCCCUAUGGCUACAAAGCAGAGGCAGCCCCCGACCGGGAUGAGCUGGAUCAGCUGGCCAAGUCUGCUGUGAAAGCCCUCGCCUCUCUAUAUGGGACCAAGUUCAAGUAUGGCAGCAUCAUCAAAGCAAUUUACCAAGCCAGUGGAAGCACCAUUGACUGGACCUACAGCCAGGGCAUCAAGUACUCCUUCACCUUCGAGCUCCGGGACACGGGGCGCUACGGCUUCCUGCUGCCGGCCUCCCAGAUCGUCCCCACAGCCCAGGAGACGUGGCUGGCGCUCCGGACCAUCAUGGAACACACCCUGCAGCACCCCUACUGAACUGACCCUUCGGCACCUUCCUCUUCCUCCUCCCUGCCUGCCCCCUGCCCCCAGCAACAAAUAAAGUUUGAUUGUCCACGGAACAG
Molecule: messenger RNA, 1365 nt
Organism: Enhydra lutris kenyoni (northern sea otter)
Lineage: Eukaryota; Metazoa; Chordata; Mammalia; Carnivora; Mustelidae
Product: carboxypeptidase A1
Exons: 10
Coding region: 20-1279 (419 amino acids)
Biological process (GO): proteolysis
Molecular function (GO): metallocarboxypeptidase activity; zinc ion binding
Source: RefSeq, a predicted model, not a curated record